Pecten maximus is the source of this 2334-nucleotide messenger RNA. RefSeq lists its product as uncharacterized. NCBI's taxonomy places the organism in Eukaryota, Metazoa, Mollusca, Bivalvia, Pectinida, Pectinidae. The record is from RefSeq and is a predicted model, not a curated record. The transcript has 4 exons. The coding region runs from base 1 to 552 and encodes 183 amino acids.
AUGACGGUGGAGGUCCCUAUCACCGUUGCUGUCGAGGUCCCUAUCACCGAUGCUGUCGAGGUCCCUUUCACCGAUGCUGUCGAGGUCCCUAUCACCGAUGCUGUCGAGGUCCCUAUCACCGAUGCUGUCGAGGUCCCUAUCACCGAUGCUGUCGAGGUCCCUAUCACCGAUGCUGUCGAGGUCCCUAUCACCGAUGCUGUCGAGGUCCCUAUCACCGAUGCUGUCGAGGUCCCUAUCACUGAUGCUGUCGAGGUCCCUAUCACUGGUGCUGUCGAUGUCCAGUCACUUACGCCUCUUACAAUCACAUCUGGUAACACUGAAGUUACUGAACCAAGGUGGACCAUUGGCCAUUUGUUAGGUUUUUUAAACCUAACAGAAAUGGAUGGGUUGAAGGGCCAAUACUCCAUAGUGUCCUGGUGGAGGAAGUUCUUGGGGUCAUUUCGUCCCCCAACAUUUCUAUGCAAGGCCGGUCCAGGAUCUAUUAUAAAUUUAAUGACCUCUGAUGCCUACACACAUACAGGAUUGGGACCGCUGAGGGCUGUUGUGCAUUAAUUUUGUAUAUUUGCAGAAAUACAUUAAAAUGUAUUUUUCCUAUUAUCCUCUUUUUGUACUUUUUGACAAAAGAGAAAAAUACCAAAAUGUCAACAAAAUGGUGCUAAAUCUCUAAUUUGAUUUUUGUGAGUUGUUUUCCAAUGUUUUGUCAAGGGUUUGUUAAUCAGGCCCCAGUUUCACCAAAGAACCUGAGGAUUUCCUCAACUUUGUUACUUAUACUUCCAAUAUGCGAGUUAACGUAACUGGUUGUGUGGUCACCACCCUCGUUCUUACUUUGAGAGCAUGGCACUAGCUACCUGAAUUUGACAGAUUUACAUGAUCGGUGUCGUCAGUGGAGCAGAAUAUGCUAAUACCCUUCCAGAACACCUGGUCUUAUUCUCCUUAUGCCUUCUUUGUAAAGGGUCUUCUUUUGUUUGGAAUUUCUUUGUAAAGGGUCUUCUUUUGUUUGAAAUUUCUUUGUAAAGGGUCUUCUUUUGUUUGAAAUUUCUUUGUAAAGGGUCUUCUUUUGUUUGAAAUUUCUUUGUAAAGGGUCUUAUUUAGCUUGAAAUUUGCCCUCAUUUUGUCAAUUUGUGUUCGCAUUACGGCUUGAUUUGUGUCGGUAUUCUCUUUAUUUUUUUUUCAAAUAUUGAUCUGGUAUUGACCUGGUCAAUGUUGGGGAAAAGCAAGAAAUAUGACACCUUUGUUAAUUUAGUUUUUUUGUGAUCAUAUGGUAAACACAAUCUGCAUGACAUGAUUUAUAAUACUUGUUUAUGAUUUAAUAGAUAUUCCAAGCCAGAGGUUGAGAAAACCUAGAAAAUUAUAAACUAUCUAAUCUAAUAGGAAUGGAAUCUCAUAAUAUCUUCUCUGUACAUGUUUGCAGCAAACUUUUGGUAUGAAAAAUGGCUUAUAACACAAGAAAGGUAGUGUUGUGUGUUGUAUAACCAUCUUUCAAAAUACUAAUGAUGGAAUGUGAUGACCAACAUUGAAAGUUUCAGAGCUUGAUAGGUAUGAAUUAUUGUUCCCAGAUGUAACAUGGAACACUAAUCCGGGAAAAAACAUUUUGUACAGAUAUAUUUUAAAACUUUGGUUACAGACAUUUUAAACUAUUAUCCUUAAAUGUAACUGUCAAAAAUAUUGACCAUAACUUGUUCCUGAACAAGAUCUAUGCAAAUAUUUUAAGUGUCAUUUGUGUCCUGUUACAUCUUUGACAUUUUACUGGUGAUAUUUUAACAAGUAUCAGUUAUUGUGACUUUUCAAAUAUGUUUACUGUCUUAAUUUAUAUAAUUUAACUAUGAAUAAAGAAAUGCUUGCAACAUAAUUUAAAUAUUCAGACCAAUAAGAAUGAUAAGAAAGUCUAGUUUGUGUCAUGUUACAUCUGUAUUAGAGGACCACUACAUUCAAUAUUUUGUAGAUUUUAGAGGGGAAACUAUCUCUUCCUUGCCAAAAUCUUACCAAAUACAAUAUAAUCUACAUUCUAAUGCAUUUUUAAAAAGAAAAGGACCAUUUCUAAAAAUGAUAUUUUUGCAUUGACGUGAUGUAACAGAUUUGCAUGACACCGUGGCCCUGCUCAUAUAAGAAUAGAAUGCCAUUUGAUUCUGUCAAUCUGAUGAGUUGUACAUGUAACUGAUUCAGCUAUAAUCCAACCAGUUGAAUAAGUAUCUUUAACAUUAAUUGUGAUUUAUAAUAUACAUUAGAUACAUUUGAUGGGCAGUUAAAUCUUCUCAUAUGUUUUGAAACCCAAAUUAUCAAAUCAUGAUUUGUUGCUCUGUCUGAUCAAAAUGGCAGGGAUAGUCCUUUAAAUCC